UGUCCACCCUGUCAACAUCCCCCAGUCUGUCGGUCUUUGCUGCUGUCGCGCACGCAUCUCCGCUUUGUCCUUGAUGUCGUCCUUCUAUUUGGAAUCUUGAGACUUAACUUGCCUACUCUUAUCACCCCUUCUUCGGUCGCCCAAUAUGGACGUCGUCGCCGCGGUCUCGGGUUACAUCUCCAAGAUGGUUACCGCAGGCGAUUCACCAACCCCGGGCUCUUCAUCCUCAGCUAAGAUGAAAAUCUUGCUCCUUGACAGUGAGACAGUGCCCAUUGUCUCAACCGCCAUCACCCAGUCGGCGCUCUUGAACCAUGAAGUCUACCUGAUCGAUCGACUCGAUAAUGCCUCCCGGGAACGAAUGCGGCAUCUGCGAUGCCUCUGUUUUGUACGGCCAUCUUCUACCUCGAUCCAGUUCUUGAUCGACGAACUCCGAGAACCCAAGUACGGCGAAUACUAUAUUUACCUGAGCAAUAUUAUUCGCAAAUCAUCGCUUGAAAGACUUGCCGAAGCCGAUUCCCAUGAAGUCGUUCGUCUUGUUCAGGAGCAUUUCGCCGAUUUCCUCGUAAUCAACCCCGAUUUGUGUUCCCUAAACCUAGGGUACCCCCAGCAGCGCCUGUGGAGCCAGUCGCCGGACUUGUGGAACCCAGACGCCCUACAGAGGGCCACUGAAGGCGCGAUCGCAUUGUUGUUGUCCCUGAAGAAGAACCCAUUGAUUCGUUACGAGAAAAACAGCUUGUUAGCCAAGAAGUUGGCCACGGAGGUCCGCUACCAAUUGACGCAGGAAGAGCAGCUGUUCAACUUUCGCAAGACGGAUACGCCACCGAUCUUGCUGAUCUUGGAUCGACGAGAUGACCCCAUCACCCCGCUACUCACACAAUGGACUUAUCAGGCGAUGGUGCACGAAUUGCUGGGAAUCCACAAUGGCCGGGUGGAUCUUCGAGAUGUGCCGGAAAUCCGUCCGGAAUUGCGGGAAAUCGUUCUUUCGCAGGAUCAAGAUCCAUUCUUCAAGAAAAACAUGUACCAGAAUUUUGGCGACUUGGGACAGAAUAUCAAGGAGUACGUGGAACAGUACCAGGCGAAAACGCACAGCACAAUGAACAUUGAGUCAAUUGCGGAUAUGAAACGUUUUGUGGAGGACUACCCCGAAUUUCGCAAGCUUUCCGGAAAUGUUAGCAAGCAUGUCACUUUGGUAGGUGAGCUGAGUAGGCGCGUGGGCGAAGAAGAUCUUCUCGACGUGAGUGAAUUGGAACAGAGCUUGGCUUGCAAUGACAACCACGCAAACGAUCUCAAGAACCUGCAAAGAAUUAUUCAACUACCAAGCGUGUCAGCUGGGAACAAGUUACGGCUGGUGGCGUUGUACGCUAUUCGGUACGAAAAGCAGCCCAACAAUGCUCUUCCGAUUCUUCUUGACCUACUGGUCACUGCCGGUGAUGUUCCUUCCUACAAAGUCAACAUCAUUCCUAAGCUGCUCGCCUAUCACCAUUCCUUGCAGGCGCCUCCUGUCGCAGGUGGCUUCUCAGACUUGUUCGAGUCCACGUCCCUGUUCUCUGGUGCGCGGGAUCGCUUCAAGGGACUGAAGGGCGUAGAGAACGUCUACACGCAACAUUCUCCUCGGUUGGAAGCUACCCUCCAAAACAUGAUCAAAGGACGACUGAGGGAACUCCAGUACCCCUUUCUCGAAGGCGGAGGCCAUACGCGGGACAAGCCCCAAGACAUCAUCAUCUUCAUGGUGGGCGGCGCCACUUACGAGGAAGCCAAAAUGGUCGCUCAAGUCAACGCUAGCUCACCGGGAGUCCGGGUAGUCUUGGGUGGCACGACCAUCCACAAUAGCACAAGCUUUCUGGAAGAAGUCGAUGAUGCCGUGAGCGGCUGGCCCGAGCCCGGCCCCUCCACUGCCGCUGGACGGCUGCAGAGGGCCAUCGGGCAUUAGGUGUAAAUCGAGAGUUCCUGCUAUGAAUAUAUCCAUCGUUGAUUCCAGUCUGUAGCAUGUCAUUGCACACUCGGU
This is a messenger RNA of Aspergillus homomorphus CBS 101889, 2005 nucleotides long. Its product is annotated as Sec1 family protein. Gene Ontology annotation, biological process: vesicle-mediated transport; intracellular protein transport. Lineage: Eukaryota; Fungi; Ascomycota; Eurotiomycetes; Eurotiales; Aspergillaceae. The coding region runs from base 146 to 1930 and encodes 594 amino acids. The transcript is spliced from 3 exons. The record is from RefSeq and is a predicted model, not a curated record. Gene Ontology annotation, cellular component: Golgi membrane.